AUGGUAGCCACGUGCCUGCAGGUAGUGGGCUUCGUCACGAGCUUCGUGGGUUGGAUCGGCAUCAUCGUCACCACGUCCACCAAUGACUGGGUGGUGACCUGCGGCUACACCAUCCCCACCUGCCGCAAGCUGGACGAACUGGGCUCCAAGGGUCUGUGGGCUGACUGCGUCAUGGCCACGGGGCUGUACCACUGCAAGCCCCUGGUGGACAUCCUCAUCCUGCCCGGCUAUGUCCAGGCCUGCCGAGCCCUGAUGAUAGCAGCCUCAGUCCUGGGGCUGCCCGCCAUUCUCCUGCUGCUGACGGUUCUCCCCUUCAUUCGAAUGGGCCAGGAGCCUGGUGUGGCCAAGUACAGGCGGGCCCAGCUGGCUGGCGUUCUGCUCAUUCUGCUGGCUCUCUGCGCCAUGGUUGCGACCAUCUGGUUCCCCGUGUGCGCCCACCGUGAGACCACCAUCGUGAGCUUCGGCUACUCCCUGUACGCGGGCUGGAUCGGUGCCGUGCUGUGCCUCGUGGGUGGCUGUGUCAUCCUCUGCUGCGCCGGAGAUGCCCAGUCGUUCGGCGAAAACCGUUUCUACUACUCUUCAGGCUCCAGCUCGCCCACUCAUGCCAAGAGUGCCCACGUAUAA
Messenger RNA from Neomonachus schauinslandi (Hawaiian monk seal), 624 nucleotides. It is a transcript of the gene CLDN11, whose product is annotated as claudin 11. The transcript has 3 exons. Gene Ontology annotation, molecular function: structural molecule activity. Gene Ontology annotation, biological process: cell adhesion; bicellular tight junction assembly. Gene Ontology annotation, cellular component: bicellular tight junction; plasma membrane. The record is from RefSeq and is a predicted model, not a curated record. Bases 1 to 624 code for a protein of 207 amino acids. NCBI's taxonomy places the organism in Eukaryota, Metazoa, Chordata, Mammalia, Carnivora, Phocidae.